AUGCCACAUCAAUAAAAAUUAGAUUUAAAAGUCAGAUUUCAGACGAAAAAAAGUAGAUGCAAGAAAAUCUGCGUCUUAUGUGCGGAAUGCUUAGCUAAUCACAAUGCUAUAAUUGCUCCACGUUCUCUGUCUGAUCCUUUUCUUGUCUGUCUCACACCUAGAGAGCUCAAUCAUUCUGUUUUUUGAAAACACCUGUUUCAUUUCAUAGCUCUACCAUUUCUAUCUUUGAGCUUCUGACGGCUCGGAGUAGAUUGGCUUCUUUUGAUCUGUAAUCAUGGCAUCUGCUCCGUUGAGCAAGAUCGAGACGGCUCACCAGAUGUACAGAGACGGAAAUUACGAGGAAGCGCUAGGGUUUUACACAGAGGCGCUUUCUAUGGCCAAAACCAAACCCCAGAAGAUUGCUUUGCAUAGUAAUAGAGCUGCUUGUUAUUUGAAAUUGCACGAUUUCAAAAAGGCAGCUGAGGAAUGUACAUCGGUGCUUGAGCUUGAUCAAGAUCACGUCGGAGCAUUGAUGCUGCGGGCGCAAACACUCGUCACCCUCAAGGAGUACCACUCUGCUCUGUUUGAUGUGAACAGACUUAUGGAGUUGAAUCCGUCAUCAGAAGUUUAUCGAAAUCUUGAAGCUCGAUUGAGGACGCAAUUGUCUCUUGCUCCAAUACCUGAAUCUGAAGCUGAGUUGGAAGAAGAGGAAGAAAAGGAUGAAGCAGAAUUAUGUAAGGAGAAAGAUCAACAAAAUGGAGAAGAAGAUGCGACUAUUGAAAUAGUCAGAACUAUUCAAGAGACUGAGCCGUGUAGGUCUACUGUUAAUACUGAAGUUGUUGUGCCUAAAAUACCAAUCAUCAACAGGACUCCUGAAAUAAAUAGGGAGCAAAAGCUUGAGCCAAGAAAGACAAUUGCUGCUGAAGUUAUAGCUCAAGCACAGCGGAAAGUUGAGCCCAGAAAGACUCUUGCUGCUGAAGUUAUAGCUCAAGCACAGAGGAAAAAAGAAUCAUCCGAUCAGCAUUCCAAAGCAUGGCAAGCAAUCCCGAAACCAAAGGGGCACUCCACUUUGGAUUAUGCUCGCUGGGACAGAGUUGAAGAUGAUUCAAGUGAAGAGGACAAUGACGAUGAUGAUGAGGAAGAAUCGCAGCCUCAGUAUCGGUUCCGUGUAAGAACUGUUGGUGUCCGAUCAGUGAAAUGAGAUACACAGAGUACUGACAUAGAUGGCAGCAAUUUUCACUAUCAUACCACAGUGAGAAGUCAAGGUACUUGUGGCUUGGAAAAGUUUGGUUGGAAGAUCCCUGAUAAAUAUCAUGCCAAAAACUCUGGAAGUCCAGAAAACCAUCUUUGACACAUGUGAACUUUGGAACUGGUGAGCCAAUGAUCAUCUUGAUGAUUCUUGGAAAUUGGAGAGUAUGGCUCUCAAGUUUUGAAAACAGAACAAGCUUCAUUUGUCUCAACCUCAUUCUCUCUAUAUAUGGCUACCUUAUGUUUCUGUUUGGUGAAGAAGCAGACUACCAACAACUGUACAUUUAUAAGAUGGCUAAAAGCGGAGGCUCGGAGCUAUUGUCUUUCUGUGAUGUAAUUACGCUUUCUGUCUCUGUGAUGACGGAAUGUCUCAGGUGUUUCCUUGGUCGCCAAUGGUGGAGGCUGCAACCCUGCCUUAUAGGACACUAACUGGCUAAAGUAGCAAUUUGGAAGCUUAGAUAUUCUCUAACCCUUCAACUUCUCAAUUGAAUAAGGAUCAGGUGUUAGUUCUUAUAAUAUUGUAAUUAACAACCUGCUUGUGUAUUUAUUACAUUCUUGUACUUGAAAUCUGGAUUUUUUUUUAAAGGUAAAUCUAUAAAAUGUUGAAGUGCACCUUUCA
Messenger RNA from Jatropha curcas, 1846 nucleotides. RefSeq names its product Tetratricopeptide repeat (TPR)-like superfamily protein. The record is from RefSeq and is a predicted model, not a curated record. Gene Ontology annotation, molecular function: protein binding. Lineage: Eukaryota; Viridiplantae; Streptophyta; Magnoliopsida; Malpighiales; Euphorbiaceae.